UACGUGGGGUCGUUUCUAGCGUGAAAAGCGGCGGAAAUGGCCCAUUUUAUCCAGCUAAUAGGCGGAGGCGGGCGAGGCUAGACUGCGCUAAGGCAGGUGAUGCGUACAGCAAUUACAUGGUAACAAGGAUCGUAUGAGGACCGAGGAGGUUAGAAGCCCCCGUGCCUUCUUUGGUCCAUGGAUGCAAGAAGGCAGCGGGUGAAGUUGCUGUACUUGCAUCCGUGGGUGAGACAAUUAUCCCAACAAGGAAAUGGACUUGCAGUUGGGGCUGGAAUGUGGCUUUUCGGGAGAUUAGGAAAGCUUCUCUUGGUCACGUUCCUCUUUCCUUUCAUCACAUAUCUUUCGCUCAACGCCGCAAGAGAGUCGAAUGAGAUCGGGAUAACCUUCCUUCUGUCUCACCCGCACCCACAAAUACCCCGUUCACAUCGACGAUCCGUCCACUCCUCUCCUUUUCCCAAGUCAUCACUCUCUUGACCACCACACCACUCACUCCCCCUCCUUCGUCCCCGCUUCCCACAUCCACUUGCUCCCCACUAGCCGUCGUUCCCCCGCGUACCCUCAACCACAAUGUCUCUCGCAGCUCUCCCCGACCUUCCCGCCUAUGUCCCAUCCCCUACCCAGGUGGAUCUCACUGACUCGCUCGGCGCGGUCCUCAUCGGCACCAUGAUCGCGCAAACGCUCACGGGCGUGUCGGUCUAUCAAACCUGGUUUUAUUACAAGAACUUCAGCAAGGACAGCUGGCAGAUGCAGACCCUCGUCUACGGCGCAGCCUUUCUCAACUUCCUGCACUCGGCCCUCUUACCCAAGUGUGUCUACUUCUGGUUCGUCACCCACUGGGGAAACCUCGUCGGCCUCGACUUUGUGGACUGGUCCUACAACAUCAAUCUCCUCCUCAACGGUAUCCUCGCUACUGUAGUACAACUUUUCUUCGCAUGGCGCGUCUACACUCUCGGCAGUCGUACCAUCAAAUGGGUCGGCAUGCUCGUUGCUGGUGUCAUCAUCCUUAUUUCCGUCUUCCAACUCGCAUGGGCCAUCGCGAGCACCAUCAUGGCUUUCAGGCUCGUCAGGCAGAGCUCUUUCGGCUCCUUCACCUAUGGUGUCUGGUGCUGGCAAGCUGGUGCUGCCGCGGCAGAUGUCGUCAUUACUAUCGCUCUGGUGUACCUGCUCCGUACAAACAAGACCGCGUUUAAGCGCACCCAGUCCGUUAUCGACAAGCUCGUUGUCAUCACCAUCGAGACUAACAUGUUAACGGCUAUUCUGGCCUUCAUCGUCGCAGUGCAGUUCGGUACCAUCCGCAAUGGCUGGCCCAAUGGCGUCAACUUCGUCUGCGUCCGUUUGUACCACAUCUCCCUCAUGGUGAACGUCAACAGCAGGCACGAUCUCAUGGAGCAGCUCGCCGGCAGCCGCAGCUUCCAAAUGACACCUAGCCCUGCGGUGAAGAAGUACGGCUUGUCCAAGCCUGGUAAUGGCAGCACCGGUGCUAUCGAAGAUAGCGGCUUUGCGAUGUCCGCUGGAAGGAGGAGGAACGACCCGAUCCAGGUCACUGUAACUACACAGCAUGACCGUGAUGGCACGGUGGGUGCCUCACCUUACGACAUCGAGCGCUCAGACGUGGACGAGUCUGUUAAGGCACAAGCCCUUGACUCGGAGGAUGAGUUUGAGAAGUACUCCAACCGCGUCUAGACGAGUAGAGAACGACCAUGUGUCUGUCGCUCCUUUCAUCCAACCUCGUCUCUCGUUUCUCUGUUCUGGUCUCGAUCUUGGCUCUCGUUUCUUGGUCUUCGUCCGUCCUUGUCUCUUGCGAUGCCCUCAAACUGUCCUCCCAGCAGCACAGGCACAAUUCCCAGUCUCACUUCUUCGCCGUAGACCCCGUCGCACCACACACUGCAUUAUCAAAGCAAACCAGACACUGGACUUGUCUAUGCAUACUCUCACUGCCGCACAUUCUCUUACACCCCCCCUCCAGCGACCCCAUCGUCGAUAUGUUCCUCCAACAUCCACAUCCACAACCAUGUGCCCACAUCUACAAUUCGCUCGAGACCCACGGUCUCGCGUAUGCACAUCAUCUCUUACCGUUCAACACAACGAAGAUAUCGGUGACGGGGCCGCACAAGCUGGCGUAAAAAGCGAGAAACUGUGGAAGGAAAAACAUGUGCAUUGCGCUGCUCUUCUUCAUGUAUCAUUUUUGGCGAGAUUCUAGUCUUGCAUACUUUUUGACUGUCUAUGCGAUAAACUGAAUGGGGAUGUAGUCAUGCGAAAAUAAGAACUGUUGUCUGUU
This is a messenger RNA of Dacryopinax primogenitus, 2278 nucleotides long. RefSeq lists its product as uncharacterized. Lineage: Eukaryota; Fungi; Basidiomycota; Dacrymycetes; Dacrymycetales; Dacrymycetaceae. The record is from RefSeq and is a predicted model, not a curated record. Bases 568 to 1683 code for a protein of 371 amino acids. The transcript has 6 exons.